Tripterygium wilfordii is the source of this 1472-nucleotide messenger RNA. RefSeq names its product leucine--tRNA ligase, cytoplasmic-like. The record is from RefSeq and is a predicted model, not a curated record. The transcript has 3 exons. Gene Ontology annotation, biological process: leucyl-tRNA aminoacylation. Lineage: Eukaryota; Viridiplantae; Streptophyta; Magnoliopsida; Celastrales; Celastraceae. Gene Ontology annotation, molecular function: leucine-tRNA ligase activity; ATP binding. Bases 72 to 1193 code for a protein of 373 amino acids.
GUCUCUCUCGGGUUUUGAUUCCGCCUCCUGCAACUUGUUCCCCUUCAUUGCUUCCUCUGUAAGGGAUUCCGAUGGCAACGAAGCAUGCGGUAUUCCUUGCCAAGAGAGACCGUCUCCGCCAGAUUGAGUCAAAGGUUCGAAGUUGGUGGGAAGACAAAAGUGUUUCUAGUUCCCAAACUUCAUACAAGAAAUUUUUAACAGGGAUUAUGUCGAAACCUUACUGGCCUUGGGGGUUUCAGUAUAACUCUGAGAAUAGGUUCAAAUCCACCGUCAAUUUUCCUUCACCCGGAGAAGCUGUCAGGGCAUUUUCUGCUGAUGCCACACUAUUUACUAUUGCCGAUCAUUCUGCUGACAGUGUCGAUCCUCGGAAUUUAACCAAAACUCUAUCCUCUGUAGUUAUGCAGCUUACUCAAGAGAUUGAAUGGGUGGAAGAGGUUUUGGCUGCAGAUCAAUCCUCCUUCCGAACGGGUUCCCCAUCUAGUUUUCCAGACAGGGCCUUCGAGAACCAGAUGAAUCUUGCUGUCAAAAUCACCAAAAUACAUUUCCAUAAGCCUAGCUUCUGUUAUCUUCAGAAUGCCAGGGAUUUGUACAGCUUUUCAUGUGGCAGUGGUGGUGGUGGCAUGAACCAUGAGUUAGUGUGGCGUUAUAUGGACGUUCAGACGCGCCUAAUGACUCCAAUUUGCCCCCAUUAUGCCGACUACGUUUGGAGGGAGCUUUUGAAGAAGGAUGGCCCUGUGAUGAAAGCGGGUUUUCCAGCUGCACCUUCUCCUGAUAUGAACCUCCAUGCAGCCAAUGAGUAUUUGCACGAUGUAAUUAUAAUGAUUAAUCGAAAGGCUUCUAGAGACAAGAAAAUUACUGAAGAAAAUAAGAAGGCGACAUCAUGCCUGAUAUAUGUCAAGGAGCAGGAUUAUGAAGAGAGACAAGAGUUGUUGAGAAUGGUUCAAAGCAAACGCGAUAAUAAGUCUUGUACUUUUGGAGACUUGGAGGAAUUUUAUAUGGCGAGUCCAUCUUGGGAGAGCAAGGUUAUAGAGGGGAAUAUUGACUUGAUUAAGAGACUAACUGGUCUUGAAGACGUGCAAGCAUUGUCUGCCACUGACCUUGAUGCCCUUGCCAAAGCUGGUCCUCUGUUCUCAAAGCUAUAUGAAAAACCUCCAUUCCCUGGGCAUCCGACUGUCAUCCUCUUGACCAGAUGAAGAAUAAGGUGAUAGAGGUUUGAAGCACAAGUAGUUAGCUGGUUGGGGUGAGCUUGGAAGAGCCUAGUAGUAGUGGUUUGUAGUAUGUUGGUUUUAUCUAUCUAGUCUUUAUUUCUAUUACUUUGUAGGUCUUCUGUUCAAAUCUACUACUAUAUGCAUAGUAGUAGUAGUAGUUUUCUUUUUGGCUUGUUUUAGAGUUGUCAUCUUAAUUUGUUCAGUUUCACUAUCUGGUACUAUCUUUCAUCUUUUAAGGUCCUAUAAAUCAUUGUUAUGCAACUA